Didymodactylos carnosus is the source of this 1173-nucleotide messenger RNA. The record is from the annotation of a GenBank genome assembly. NCBI's taxonomy places the organism in Eukaryota, Metazoa, Rotifera, Eurotatoria, Philodinida, Philodinidae.
AUGAAUAUUGGUUUGCGUCAUAUCAAAUGUUUGCUUAUCACAGCCACAGCAGUUCUUCUAACAACAGCCACAACCACCACCACCACCAUAGCAUCAGAUUAUGAAUCUCAAACCGGAUUAAACUAUCCACAAUCAUUAAUCGACCUAGCAUGUUUAGCCAGUACAUUUCCAUCUCGUUUUGAUAAGCGGCAUAAAGGAGACGAAAUCAAUAAUAACAAUACUUGCUCAGUUCAGAUACUGCAUAAUUAUACCGAAAUAACACAAAUUAAAGAUCUGGUUUAUGACGAACAAGAUAAAUCAUUUAUUGCAAAUCCAUAUCCAACUCUGGGAAUUAAAGGAUUACAUUUAAAAGUGUUUGACAAAAAGAGUGGCGCUAGAAAAAAACAUCGAGAACUUCUACUGGCGGCGGCUUUCUUGGGAAUCGACGCUAACGACAAUCAAUCUGUUUUCAUUGUAAUUCGUCACCAAGAACAUGAUUCUCUUUUGACAGACGAAAUGAAUGAAAUGAUGAGUUUAUUUGGUCCAGCAGCUACUGUCGAUCAUCAACAAGGCAAUCGGGAAGUGUUUGGUACUGCGACUGUGGCUUCUUUUAUGCGUUUCAUUCGACAACAACUCGGCUUAGAUUGGUUGGUGCAAGCUAUUCAGAUGUUUAACAAAAUUCAGUUGCACUACACAAAACAGAGUAAAAAAGUUGAAUUUAUACUUAGUGGUUUUAGUUCGGGCGGCCUGUAUGCUACGGCAUUGGCAUUAUAUUUUAAUCAUCCAUCUAUUACAUUUGCUUCGACAGGUGUGGAAGAUAUUCUGAAUGAUUAUUACUCACAUUUAUUUGUAAACAAGAGAGAAAAAUCUCCACCGAUAUAUAAUUUUGCGCAUAAGUUAGAUCCAAUUCUUCAACUCGACUGUCAACUGGGAACAGUUUGUGUAUUUUCCAAUGAAGACUCAAAAAUGAAGAAAAAAACGGACAAAGAGCUUGAACACUUACAUUUAAGUACGAUAUUUGAUAUCAACGAACCAUGUAUUCUACAAUGGCUGCGGCAUAGUAACAAAUGGAUAUGCGUAACAGCUGAUAGAUAUAAUUCAAAAUACGGAAGUUGUAAACGUGAACGACAAAGAUGGAAAGAAAGAAUGAAACUAACGGCUAAGGAUGAAAAAGCAGGAAGACUGGAUCUAUGA